GCUUGCCGACUUUGUACAACAGUCUGUUCGCUGGUUUUCGCUUACCAGCAAUAACAACAACAGCACCAAAAACAGCAACAAAACAGCAAAAGCAACAACACCAAUAAUGAAAGCGAGUAGCGCUCAGCCCAUUAGCGGCGGCGCAACAACUACAAGAGCAAUCCUUAAUAUUAACACUAACCACCCCACCACUGCCCGAGCCUUUGUGCCACUACUGGCGUUGUGCUUCCUCUGCAUUGUCUCGGCAGCGACCACAACAGCGGCGACAGCCACGUCUUCCACCUUCAACACAACCACUGCCAGGACAGAUGCAACAUCGCCGCCCUUGGCGCCCGUCGUGGCAGCAGUGAUGGCCACCGCCACCGCCAAGCCGGGGGCCAGUGGCGCGCAGCAGCAAUGCACACUGUCCGAGUUCACCUGCGCGAACAUGCGCUGUGUGCCGCUCAGCAAGUACUGCAACAACAUUAACGACUGCGGCGACGGCAGCGACGAGCCACGCUUCUGCACACGCUGCAAUCGUACGUACUAUGGAGAUAUCGGCCUAACCUACUCUCUGGAGCUGUACCGACCCAAACAGGACCGGCUGCCGUACGUGUGUGUACUGACUUUUACUGCCGCUGGUGGUCAACAUGGCGACGUGGUUCAGGUAACACUUGAUAGCUUCACAAUUGGACGCUUCACCUCGUAUCUGCACGACGGUUGUCCGGAUGGUUACAUGCAAAUCGCCGAGUCGGCGCGCACUCCCAUCGGUGGCAUGUGGUGCGGCACAUCCUGGGGUCCAGUGCUAUUCUACAGCGAAACCAGAUCACUAAUUUUCACUAUCAAAUUAAAUAAGCUGGCGCGGGACCAGAGCGGCUACAAUUUCGACUUUCGCAUCAGAUACAAGGUUCUGUCGAAGGACAGUUCGGUGACGCGCUAUGGCGGCAUCAAGCUCGAAGAACUACGGCAGUGGUAUAAUCGCAGCAGUUUUCAGAAUCAAAAUGCAAUCGAAGAUUUUACAAAUUCCAGCGGCGCACAUUCGGACCGCUAUGGCCAGGAUUUCAGCUUGUUCAGCGCCUAUGCCAAUAAUAAGACCUUCAUGAACUCGCUGCAGCCAGCUGUGGAAAAGGACGCACUCAACUACACGGAGCCAAAGUACUAUCUGGGCGAUCUCAUACCGGGCACAUACUGUUCACGCAUUUUCAGCGAUUGCGACAGGAAAGCGUGCCGCCUGCAAUCGCCCAACUUCCCCGGCAUUUAUCCGCGCAAUCUGACCUGCUACUACGCCGUUCGACAGCAUGAGGUGCCUCAUGGCAAACACGCAAUGAUUCUGGUGAGGCAAUCAAAAGGAAAUUUAGUCUGGAUAUCCACACAAGACACAGGAAUCGGCAGCAAGCCACCGCCAAGCACUAGCGAAAAAGAUAAGAAAUUUGAGCCGCGUCUAAAAACAUGGAGUGAAUGCGAUAACGUGCAGGACCACUUGAGGCCCAAAUGGAAGUCAACGGACUACGUGACGGUUUACGAUGGCUACACAACACGUGACCCGGUCGUGUUGAAGUUUUGCGGCGGCGGACAAGCAGUGCCGGCAGCCGUGUCCAGCGGACCAGAGUUAUUGGUGGAAUUUACAACUUCACCUUUUGGUACAUUCACAGGCACAUCGUCUCAAGUGUUGCCGCUCUACGGCUUUCAAUUAGACGUUGAAGUGAUUUUCGUAGAUGUCAUGAGUCCCACGUAUUCGAAGAACAAAAAACCGUGUGAGUUUUGGAUACGCGGUGCUGGACGUGGCAUACUGGAAAGCCCCAAACAUUCAUUGGCGCCGAAUACCACUUGCCUAUAUCAUUUACAAGGCAUGGGUGUGUUUAAAACUUUCGAUCAUCUGAGUUUGUCGCGCCGCACAAGUGCACAAGGUAUGAACCAACCGCUCUCACGUUUCAAGGUGUGGAUCUCGAUGAUGAAAUUCAACUUAGACCCGGAAUUCGGACAGAUGGAUGAGACAUCAGUAGGCGCGAUUGGUGUGCUGCAAACACAUGAGGAUUGUAGUGGCAUGCUGCGCAUCUGGGACGGCGCUCUACGGGAGCCGCCGGCAUGCAAAGAUCUCAACUGUGCCAGCGACGCACCUGCACAUCCGUUAGUCUCACAUUACAGUCACAACUCGACAAACGUUAUUGCGCGUUAUUGCCGUGGAACGGUACCACGCACCUGUGAUCGUUCGAAUAUCAACGAGACCUAUGCGCGACCAUGCACGAUAUCCGAAAGUUAUGUGUCAAGCAGCGAUAGCAUAACACUGGAACUCAAGAACACAGAGUCAACGGUAUUGCGUCCACUGGAAUUCAAAUUGAAGUACGAAUUCAUCGAUCUGCACCAAGACGGUCUGCCGCUUGCUGGCGGCGAGAACGAUUGUAAUCGCAAGUUCGUUAGCAGUCUUAUGGAUCGGAAAGACCCGGCAAUCUUUCGCAGCGUGCGCAAUAUAUUCCUCUUCGGGCGUGGCGGCACACGAAACUUGAAGUGCAUUUACAAGUUUGAAGGUCAACGAGGUGAGCGUAUACGCAUUAAAUUACGAAAAGUUACUACACUAAAUAGGCCCUGCAUGUCGCGGGUGGACGAGGACAUAAAUCGCUCCUUCUGUUACGGCGAUACUAAUGCACGCAUUGAGAUUUUUGAACGUCCCUAUCACGAUUCGAUUUUGUUACCACGUGGUUGUCUAUGCAAUUCGUCGAACUCAUCACAUCUACCUGUUGAAUACACCUCAACCAGUCGGGAUCUCGAAGUUCACUUUACUGCAAUAAAUAUGACCACACUUGACGAUCCGGACGCCAUCAACUUCGAGGGCAUGUUUGAAUUCAUCAAAGGACCAGCAAGCUGCAAAGACGGCCGACGCAAGUUCGGCCCAAGCGGCACUAUCCACAUGACAUUCGGUGAUAUGGAAUGCCGCACGCGACCUUGGCUAAUAGAGCCAUCCAAUGGUAACAAAUUUUUAUAUGUGCGCCUGAAAUCAAUAUUCUUGCGCAAAUACAAUCCGAAGAAAGCAUUGAAUACAACCGUGGUGGGUACCAGUUCUUAUCGUUGCGAAACGAAGGCGCGAGUUGUGCUUACAACUUCUGAAGGUUUGACAAUAACCGCGUGUCCACUGUCGCCAGAUUCAAAGGCCUACGAGUUUGUGGAAAUCUUCAGCGCUGGCUGGAAUGAGCGCCCCAUUUACUCAAUUGCGAAUCGCUCAAAGGCCAUUAGUGUGGAGUAUCUACGCCCUGAGAAUGGCGAUUUUACAUUUAAUUGGAUGGAAUUGGUUCCUAGACCAGUAUUAAGUAUUGCAGAAGACUGUCAGUACAAGUGUUCCGAGCUCGGUGCUUGCGUCAACGCGAGCGUUUGGUGCGACGGCAUUGUACACUGCCCUUCCGGAGACGAUGAGACUUUCCUACAAUGUUCGGCCAUUAUGAAACUGCCCACUGAGAUAUUGGCCACGUUGUGUCUCAUCAUUGUGCUGCUAUGCUGUGCGUUUGCCGCCUUCGCAUACAAACGUUUUGCUUUCCAUUGCAGGAAAAUCAAGCGCAAAUUUCGCGGAUCAUCGGUGCUGCAGACACGCCUCAAAUCGUUGAGUUCUAUGGACACUGCGGUACUGGAGGAAAAGGAGGUGAUUUGCUGACAAAACGACAAUUCUGUGCGAUAUGUUGAGAUCGAUCGUGUGACCACAGUCUGACCACUUUCGAUUGCAACUUUAAAAUUCGUGCAGAAUUGUGCCCCGGAACUAUUCAAAGUGUUGCCGAAAAUGGCGGAGAUACGAGUAUUCGUUUAAAGGCGAAGCUACAAACAAACCACAAAACUAAUACGAGUAUGUGUGUACAACCCGAUUCACCUGUUUUUAUGCAUUUGAAUUUUAUUCGAAAAUUUCGUAUGUAAGUUUUUACCCAUCAACUAACAGUACAUAUUACCAUAUUACACAACUCUAGCUCUCGUCUCAACGCAAUGAUCCAAUGAUCUCUGUAAUGUUUUCAAUACAAGAAAAUGCAAAAAUAUACUUUUUUACUACUCAUUUUAAGCCGAAAAUUAAGACAAGAAUCAAACCCAGCAAAUUUUUUAUAUAAAUACGUGCAUGUGUGUGUGUACAAUGUGUAAUCCUAGUCUAGCUAUGUAAAGAUGUACUGCAAAUCACAUUUAUGAAUGUAUGUUUGUAGACACACACGACUCUAAAUGAAGCUUUAAUCAUAAAAAUUAUGUUAAUGCGAUCAGCAAACUUAUAUACUUAAUCCGUGUAAUAAUCUUCUUGAUUUUCAAACUGAGUUGACACUUAUGUGAAGCAAGCUUUUGCCUUUACUAAGGUCGGGGUUGGACACAAUAGUCCUUACGGUUGCACCGCACCCUCAUCUAUUUAUCGUAAGGUCGAGUUUACAUCCCUCUCAUAGGAAAGGAGCGCUUCUGGCGAGUUCAAUGAAAAUCGGUAGUCGACUUUGUCAAAAACUAGCCCACUUUCUUUUGGUCUUUCUUAUAGAACGUUUAUUAAAUUGCCAAGCAGUGAUAACAAUUUUCUUUCAGUUUUGAUCAAAACCGUUUUGAUCAAUGAGCCAGAUUCAGUUUUUUUUUCAAAUACUAAAUGAUAUUUCCAUAUACUCAUGGUCAUUUUGGAAAAUUAGCCGGAAAUAUGAAAAUAGUAAAUAAAAAAAUUGUACAUGGAUGGAUUCAAAAUAUUUGUAUACCCUGAACAUAUUAUAAAAAGUUUACCAGAAAGCUUGUAACACCAAGUAAGGAACGCCGAAGAUCCAAUAAAAUAUAUAUGUAAAAGAUCAGCAUGACGAGCUGAGUCCAUUAGCCAUAUCCGUAUAUUUUCAUAUACGCGAAGUAUCGGUCUGAAAUUUUUCUCAUGACCUCUCAAUAGCGCAGAGCGGUAUUCAAUGUAGAACUGAAUUCCAGACGUCCCUCUUCCCUUAUUCGGAGGCUCACGCCUUCAACCUGUUGAUAAGGUAAAAUACCUGGAGCUUAGCCUUGAUAGGAAGCUUUCAUGGAGGACAAAUAUUGAGGAGAAAUUAAAGAAGGCUAUAGGCGAGCUAUAGGGAAAAAGUGGAAAAACAAAAUCAAAGGUUCCCGCUAACAGCGGAGUGGAAAUGAGUCAGAUAUCCAUUUAUUUAAAGAGUUAGUUAAAUUUUGACGCACUAAAAAUUCUGAUCAAACUUGAUCAAAAGACUUACAUACUCUUAUCCCUAAUACUAAUGGAGCGAUCGUAGGAGUUUUUGCUAAGUAUUGUGCAAUAGGUAUUCAAAUCGGAAGGCUAGCCGAAACUUACAUUGACUGUCGAUUUAUGAGGGUCCCACGAUAAAUUUUUAUAUGAGUUCUACGUACCACAUAAAAGGUUUUUCAAUAAAAGCGCUACAACGGUUUGGGAUAUCAAUGAAAUUCUUUAUUCCUGUGAAAGUACAUUCGAUGUCGUUAUGUAUGGAACUCGAUUUCUUUUGCAUGGCCACCACGGACACGCUUGCAGAAGUCCAGGCGCUGACUUGACGUAGUCCUACAGAAAAUAUUCUAACGGUGUCAAAUCGCACGAUUGUGACAUUCGCUAUGUGGUUUUUGGCGUUAUCCUGUUGGAAGCACAUAUUCGAUAUUAGAUUAUCAUUGAUCGGUAGCGAUUCCCAAUCACAGUAACGUCUCGAUCUUGAUCAUCACGGAAGAAGUUCGGCUAAAUGACGCCGCCGGCCCAUAAACUGCACCAAACCGCAAUUUUGUCAAGAUGCAAUGGUGAUUCAUGGAGUACGUGUGGACUGUUGCCUGACCAAUAAUGCAUAUUUUGUUUAUUGACGAAGUCAUUCAGCCAGAAAUUAGCCUCAUCGCGGAAAAUAAUUUUCGAUGAAAAUCCGGAUACUUUUCAAGUAGUUGCUCAGCCAAUUGACGAACAUACGACAGUUCUGGUGGUCAAGCGGCUUCAAUUCUUACGUCAAUUUGAUUUUGUAAGGAUCAAGGUCAAGAUCUUUUCGCAAAAUUCGCCACGACGACGUCACAGAGAUGCCCAAAGCUUGCGAAUGUCGUGUGGGAGACUGAUUUGGGUCUUCCGCAAUUGAUGCGCUAGCGGCAGCAAUAUUCUCGACACUACGGGCACUUCUUUGUCUCACGGAAACAUUUGCCUGUACCUGUGGAUUCAAAUUUUUCAACUAGACGGUCAAUUGUUGAUCUGACAGGAUGAUUAUGACGACCAUAAAUUGAACGUAGCCCUUUAAAAUUAAGGCCACUGACUCUGAAUUUUGGUAGUACAUUUUAAUAAUUUCGACUCGUUGUUGGAUCGUAUAUCUUUCCAUGGUGAAAUGGCAAACCUUACUGAAGAGAAAUGUCAAAAUAACGAGACAAGUAUGGCGCCGUUUGCUGUGCCUAUCGGUCUACUUUUAUAACGUCCCUAUUGAAAAACCCGUUACAAACUGAACGAUAGGAAUCAAGUGCUUGUAUGGAAUACUUUUUCGUCUGACGAGAUAUCUUCACGAAAUCUUACAUAGCUUAUUGGCUUAGAUCUUGUUGUAAUCUCGUAAAAGUUAUUAGGAUUGGAUCACCAUAACAUAAUGCUGCCAUACAAACUGAUCGAUCGGUAUCAAGUGCUUGGUUUUAGUAAAGCCUAUGGAAAGUGGUUUUUCGUGAAUCAUACUUUUAACAGUUUUGGGUUAUUGCCGCUAACGCGUUGCUAUACCUCGACCCACCUCAGCGAACCCAACUCUAUGUAAAUUCACAUGAUAAACAUUCUUAAUUUAACUAGUACUACAAUACUAAUUCCAAGCUAAUAUUUCAAGGCUCAUCUGCCGCUGAUAUACUUUCAUACCUUUCUGAAGCAAGUUAAGUAUGUAACUCUUCUUCUGAACUGCGUCCGUAUGAAGAUGUGGCGAAUCCACGGGUGUCAAAACCCCCCCAAAAUCGAAGAUUUUAAUUAAAAUUUAGAAGAAUUUACGAAAUAGCAACAAUAUUGAAAAUAUGUUGGUAGAAAAAAUUCCUCCCGGCAAUAAAUGCUGGAUCUUCCUCAGAAUGGAGGAUUAAAUAAGUUCAUAUAAUUUAGCUGAAUAAAAAAAAUCCGAACUAUACAAAUCAUACCUACAUACACAUAUUAAUAUUAAGUAGUGAUAACUAACCUCCGGACUUCGAAAAUGUAUCGCUAACCCAUUGUGAGGUCACAUAAGUUUUAGGAACUCGUAAAUAAUCCCAGCAUUUAUUAUGCGACGCACAACAUAAACAAUUAAUUAGAAAUGUUAGUAACCAAAUCAGAGAAAUAGUAAUAAAUAUAAUAAACAAAAACCAAAUAAACAGAUACGAUUGCCCUGGUGCUAAAAACAAAAACAAAAACAAGAAAACAAACUAAUAAAAUAUAAUUAAAUUGUAAGCAUUACAUAAUACUGAAGAUAUGAAACCGUUAUUUGCGUUAUGCAAUUUGAAAGUGCAAAAAGCAAAGUUUUGCAAGCAAAAAUAGGCAAUAAAUGUUUCUUCGCAAAGAGAAGAAAAUUUUCAAAUGAACGAGUCAAGCAAAUGAGGUUUAAAUAAAGGCAGUCAUGUCUCCAGAGCUCGAAUAUUUUAAUAAUCUAUGUAUGUAUGUAUGUAUGGCAGUGUGCUGCAAUAGCAACAACUCUGGCUGGUUGAAUUUGCAAAGCAUAUAGGCCAAGUUCUUGAGAAUUACUAUAUAAACGUAGACGUGAGUGAUGUGUGUGCAGCCUGUGAAAAGACUUUUAAUUGUUGUUCUAGUGUUAAGAAUUAUGAACUAAAACCAAAAAAUACUUGUAUUUAUAUAUUUAGAAACUAUGAGUAUAAUUUUUUAAUAUGAAUCACGCAUUGUAGCGCCUCUAAGUUAUACAAGAAGUCACGAAAUCACGUCAUACUGAGUAGCAGACCAUAUACAUAACUACAUAUACGAGUACAUACUGCAGAGAUACGCCGAAGACGCAUGUUUUUCGAAAAAAUUUCAGCGAAUAAAAGACCAUAAACGCAUAACUGCCAAAUCAAUUUUUGUUGUACAGAAUUGUUUUAGCUUUUUUUGAAAUUUUUGAUAAACUGCCAUGAUCGUUAAAAACAAGUAACAAUAGCUGUUCUUAAGUUCGAAUUUUAACCUUUUCUUUAUUAAUAUUACACCGAUGGAGUUGCAUAUCGACAUCAAAACUCAUAAUUGAAUAUAAAUGGAGUAAAACUAUUUAAUUAAGAGCAGGGUCGCGACGAAUAACUGUUACACAAGUUUUGAUAAAAAUCAGAGACACCAUUUAAGACUUUGAAAAACAAAAAUUUAAAAAUAAUUUUCCCACAUAUUUUUUAGGUUUUAAUCAUUAAUUUCUUGUUUUUUUUUUUUGCCAGCCGUAAACGCUUGGGAAGGCAACGCAAGCAGCCCGCAUGACCUCGUCGCGUAUUUCUUUCCAUAUUUUCUUUAACCGUCUCUUAAGGGAGCCUGAUUUAGAAGCUUAAAAAAAUCGAUUUUUUUUUCUUAAAUCUCUUUAAAAAUUAAUCUAAAAAUAUGUCACCAAAGUUUUAGAUGGGAAUUUGAAUUUGAAAUAUUUUCAAAGCUAGAAGGAAAAUAGUGACCGAGCGUCUAGCAGAUAUAGGAGCAAUUGGGAAGAAAGCGAAAGCUUUGCGAUUUUUCUUAAUUGGCGGGCAGGAUAGAAAAAAAAACUAAACUUCGUAUGGAAUUUGGGCAAAGUUUGAACUAUCAUUAAAUUAUCUCCUAUUUCUACUAAAAAAACUAAAAAAGUCAAGUUUGAACAUAUUUUUAAACAACAUAAAAUAAAAUUU
Bactrocera neohumeralis is the source of this 8703-nucleotide messenger RNA. RefSeq lists its product as uncharacterized. The record is from RefSeq and is a predicted model, not a curated record. Bases 107 to 3619 code for a protein of 1170 amino acids. The transcript is spliced from 17 exons. Gene Ontology annotation, molecular function: protein binding. Lineage: Eukaryota; Metazoa; Arthropoda; Insecta; Diptera; Tephritidae. Gene Ontology annotation, cellular component: plasma membrane.